Molecule: messenger RNA, 1077 nt
Organism: Paramecium pentaurelia
Lineage: Eukaryota; Ciliophora; Oligohymenophorea; Peniculida; Parameciidae
Source: the annotation of a GenBank genome assembly
AUGGAAUUAAAAAAUAGAACAAUGGAUGCUAUAGUUAUGUGGAAAUAUGAGGUUAAUAAUGAAGAAUUAUAAGAUAACCAAAUAAAAGGACAAAAUCAAUCAAAUGAUAAAUAGUAUGAUAAUUUUGAUGAUUUUUUUCGCAUAUUUGAUUUUGGAUUAUCCUAUGAUCUUUAAUAUUUAGCCAUUUUUGAAGACAAAAUUAGAAAAUAGAAUAAUCCAUCAAGGAGAAUAAAAGGGAAAUAAAAAAGUGAUUUAAGAAUAAAAUUAUACGAAGUGAAAUCAAACAAAGUUGUUUUUGAAAGUAGUUUACUAUGUAGAGGAUUUUUAUAUAUAAAUUUUCAUUUUUCUAAAGAUUCAAAUUUUUUAAUAUGUUAAGGGUAUUGGGAUGGUUAUUUAAUAAUAGAUAUUUAAUAAAAGAAAGAGUACAUCUUUAAGAAUUUAGAAGAAACAAGUUUUAUUUUUUAGAUGGAUACAAUCAAUAGUUAUUAUAUAAUUAAAAAUAAGAAAAUAUUUAAUAUAAAUGCAGAGUAGAUCAAUUAGCAAUAGGAAAAAGAAAUAGAUCUAAAAUUCAAUUUUAAUCUUAUAUUAUAUUUCAAAUCAUUUUUAUAGAAAUUUGCUUUAAUAAGUACAGAGUUAUACCAAUAUAUAAUUUAUCUUGAAAAUUGUAAAGUUAUUAAAUAAAGAAAAAAAUAAAUUGAUGUUAGAACAUAAUUAGUCAUUUUUAAAAACUUUCUGAUAAUUGAAUAAGAAGAUCAUCAUGAAACAGAAUAUACUGUUAGAUUAUUACAUAGUGGAAAAUUAUUAAGAAGAAUAAAGAAUCUUUUAGGAAAUACAGGGAAUUUAUCUUAUGAUGAAUGUGGAGUUUAUAAAAAUUCAUUUUAAAAUAUUGAAACUCUAAGUAAUCAUUAAUAAAUCAAAAUAUUUGACUUUUUAAGAGGAAAUUCUAAAUAAAUAUGUUAUAGAAUUAAUUCUUAACAUAAAGAUAGUCAUUAAAUCUCUAAACUAUACAAAUAGUUUAUAUUCACUAUGAUUAAGAGCAGACUAUAAACUUAAAUUACAUGCUAUAUGUUAAGAUGA